Molecule: messenger RNA, 645 nt
Organism: Durusdinium trenchii
Lineage: Eukaryota; Dinophyceae; Suessiales; Symbiodiniaceae
Source: the annotation of a GenBank genome assembly
AUGGGAGAUCCCAUCCAGGAGGUCUUCUUCGUGGCGGAGGGCAUUUUCUCCGUCUCGCUCCGCGAGGGGCCGGCCUCCAAGACGGCACAACGGUCGGAGAUUGUCACCUCCCUGCUGCGGGCGCCCGCCUGCUUCGGCUGGGCGGCGCAACUGCACAACGAGCACUUCGAGGAGUCUCUGACCUGCUCGGCCGCAGGAAAGCUCUACGUUCUGCAGCUGAAGCACUUGCUAAUGAUGCUCUCAGCAGCCCAGCAGGAAGCCCUGACCCGCGCGGCACAGCAAGAACGCAGGUUUCACUGGGCACGUGCAAGCUUGAUGAGGGCCAUGAACAGACGCCCAGCAAGGCAACUCUAUGCCGUUGGGGGCCGCCUGGCGGCUUUGGGCGAGGAGCUGCGGGCGCUGGCCCAGGCAGCGCAGCUGUCACACGUCUCCUCUCAGCUUGCUGGUCCGCUGAAUCCUUGGAGCGGAAUCCGCGGAAUCGACCGCUUCACACGACCGCCGCACGGGAGAAGAUUCCACCACUGGAGCCGGACCUUAGCCGAGUCCCACAAGAAGAGGUGCCAAAGACGCUGCAACAUGAUCUUGCCCAAAAGCAGUGGUCGUGGAUGGUCGUGGCAAUUGACAGCAAGCACGGUGUGUCUAUAG